UCCUUGUUGUUUAUCCAUUUCAUACAUCGUGGUGUCUAUCUGUUAACCCCAAACUCCUAAUUUAUCCCUCCCCUUCUCCCUCUGGUAACCACAAGAUUGCUUUCUGUGUCUGUGAAUCACACAGUAGUUCUUAAUCUCUGAUAUGAUCACAAAGUUUGACCAACGUUCCUGUGUGCUGGCUUCCAGUCUGAACACGGAGGGUUCUCUUUAUUGGAUGUUGUUAACGUUAGUCUUUCUAGAUGGGACUUUUUUACUUUUUUAGUUUCAGAGAAAAAUGGAAACCAGGUGUUUCCUCCCAUGCUUGAAGUGUUGAAAAGUAACCACUGACCUAGGGUAACCUCUCUGGAAACCAGUUGUAUAUGUUUAUAGAUCUUGAAAGGACUGACUCAGGGGGGUGUUGGUGGGCUAGCCAUAAACACAGAAGAGCUGAUGGAGCAGGUGAGACUUCAGAGAUCUUGGGAGACGCGCACACACAGGAGUUUGCCGCUGCCUUUUUGCUUGUUGUUGGGAAUCGACAACUGAUGGUAUUUUGAGUUUUCUUCACAAUGGAGAUACUCCUUUGCUAGCUCUGGAUUUUCAGAGUGUAGAGUUGAUGCCUCCCUGGGUUGGUAUUUCUUUUUCAAACCUGACUCACUUCUUCCCAUGGAAUUCACUCCUCAUUCACCCCAGCUCUGUGUACCCACCCUGCGUCCAUCUUUGGAGGCAGGGGAGGGAGGUGACUUGGAGAGGACAUGUUAGAUGUCACCCAGAAACGAUGGUCUUUAGUUUCUAAUGAACCAUUUAAAACAACUGGAAAAUCGUGAGGAAUUUGGAACAAGGUGAUUCAGGUACCUUCUAAAUGUUUAUAUUGUUUAAACCUUUUAACUUAAUCUAGGCUCUAUCCUUCUUCCUUUAAGAAGAAGACCCACCAAGACUCACUUUUUUUUUUUUUAACUUUUCAUCUUUCUGCCCUCUCUUGCCUUCGUUUUGUUUCCUACCACUUUGACACGAAUCUGUUGAGACAGUUGGUGUGGCACCCCAGAAUUCCUUGGAACCAUGGUUUUAGAGCCUUGAUUGACAGAUCCCUGGGACUUUGGAGCCAAGUUGACUGUGGGAUGACUGUGUGUCUGCUACCACAACCAGGAACAGAUCCCAAACAGAUACUAUCAACAGCUGAUAGUAUCUGAGUGAUCUGAGACUUACAUUUUCAGGGUGUGCCAGCCUGUUUCAUUAACAAAGAAAUUCUGUGAGAGGCUCAGGAGCCUAUUUGUUUGAGCCUCUUGAAAUUUCAACAUAAAUUUCCAGCUUUUUCCUUCUUCACUUGAACAAAGAUUUUUAUUGAAAAAAUGCACUGAGUGACUAGGAGGACAUUGUGAGGUUUUGACCUGAUGUGUCUCUAUAGAUAAAUGGUGGCAAACCUGUGGGAUACACGAACAGGUUUCUGUCCACGUGUUAUGUGUGGCCUUAGAAAUGUGAUCAUGAUGUUAGAAGUGCUUAGAUGGGUAUUUUUCAAAUUUCAAAUGGAGACAACUUGCAAUGAAGAAAUGCCAACAUUUGAAAACGGAGGCAGAAUGUUGGUUUGAAAUCCAACCUGGCAGGUGUUCACUUGGGGCUCUGGCAGGUGAAGAAUAUCACUUCCUGGCCAGAUGUGUGGCUUGCCCACACUAUAGUCUCUACGUGUUAGAAAUGGUCAUGCUGAUUGUCAAUGGAAAUGGCCUCUUAAUUAGCAAGGGAGAGGCCACCAAGGUCCAUGGCCAGUGGCCUACUAGGAAGCCUUGUCCAGGUGGCUUCCGGGUAGACACUUGCCCUGAAGUAACCUCUGUGUAGGCUCGGGAUGGGGGCCUGGGUGGAGGAGUAGGGUGUGGGCCCCAGGGACCUGCCUGUGAGUCAGAGAUGGUUAGAGCCAGAGUGGAAGACGGGUUGAUGUGUCCGGGUUGCUGGUUUCUCAAGCAGCAAGGCCUGACUUCUCCAUCUGGCUUCCUCCUUGGCCUCUGCAGCACCUGUGUUCACUUCCCCCGGCCCUUCCCUCCUUCCCUGCACUACAUCAUUUCCUUUGUUCUUGUUGCCCUGGUGGUUUAUCACUCGCGCACGCCCAGAGGCUGGGGGCUACUUGUCCACCUUCUCACCAAAUACAGAGGAAGCAGCAUGUGCAGGACUUGCCCCAAGCCUCAGCUUCAGGGAUGGCCGGAGGCUAGACAGUGGUUUCAGACUCGGUGGCCCAGCUUGGUGCCCAGGCCACACCUGGUGCAGGGCCUCGGAGUGCCAGGGUCCCUGUGGCCACAGGGCAGCGGUGCUCUUCUCCAGGCUCAGUGCCCAUGAGGCCCGCUCUGCUGCUGCUCAUCCAGCUGGCCAGUGUCUCCCUUUUCUCUUGAUGGCAGCUUUAUAUUUGGCGUCACCUCUGUGUGAUGUGUGAUGCCAGGCGUCAUGCCAAGUGCAAUUGACUGUUGGGGCAGGAGCUUUUGUGCUUUCUUCUCUUACCAUGUUCUGUUUUUCUGUCUGUAUUGUUUGUUUUUUAAAAUUCAACGUUAUGUGCCAAGCUCACUAUAAGGAUCACAGCGGGGCUGAACGCAGUGCACCGAGGAGGGGAGAGGCGUUUCUGAAAGGAAAAUGAGAGUUGUGGGUUGAGAGGGUGACAUGUUUCAGGACUGCCCGGUUGUAUAGUGAGUGAUGGACACAGGAGCCUGAAGGCGGGGGUGACCGCUCAAAGUCAGAGCCAGCACCUCGACUUGGCCUUGGAUUCCUAUCCAUGCUUCUUCCCCUCACACAGACACUAGUCCACUCAAGUAAACUCCAGGAAAGCCUCCCCCGACCCCCAUCCCAGAGCAUGGUGCUAUACACUAACUCGACACAGAAUGCUGUAGCAAAGUCGGUCACUGGCGUUAGAAUAAUAUCACAAGCUCCUACAUAAUUAUUUUAAAAAAGAUGGGAAAAGGAAGCUUCAUAACCCUUAGUGGAAAGGAUGUGAGUGACGCCAUGUUUAAGAAGGCGAUGUCAGCACUGGUUCUUUACAAUUCUUGAGCUUGAUGGUUGCCCCGCAUUGACUGUGGCCUUUAAGAAAACAUCUUGUAUUUUCAAUUGUCAUUACACUUGCACUAUAUGAUUAAUGAUGUCUUUAGAGGAAAAUGUGGAUCGUGUAAUAGAUUCCUAGUAGAGAGCAUAAUUGUGAAAGGAGCCAUUCCCAGGAGAAAAGAGUGCCCCCCGGGGAGGAUCUCACUGACUUCUGAUACGGUAAUGACUUUACCUCAAGGAAUUCACUCAUGGAGCCGGAGUUGAUGGGACAGAUGACUUGGAACAAUUUGGACUUUGGUAUCAUAACGUUAACUAGUCACGUGAACUAUUGUGUUGAGGGAAGUAAGGGAACAUCUAGUUUAAUUGUCCUCACUCACCCCAGUGUGACUUAAAUUUGAAAGUAGCUUUUGCUUUGUGGAAGCUAGGCACUGCAUUGUUGUUGGUAACAUUUAGGACUCCAUAUAUAUAUAUAUUUUUUUUUUUUAAUUGGAGUAUAAUUGCUUUACAAUGUUGUGUUACUUUCUGCAGUACCAGGAAGUGAAUCAGCUAUAUGUAUACAUAUAAUCCCCUCCCUCUUGAACCUCCCCCCCACCCCCACUCAUCCCAGCCCUCCAGGUUGUCCCAGAGCACUGAGCUGAGCUCCCUGUGCUAGACAGCAGCUCAGCAGCCCUGUUAGGAAGAGAAUCCACAUCAUGAAAGGCUGAGGUGGAGCAGAGGCAAUUCUACACACAGACAGCACUCUCUGGCUUUCAGAGCUUGUCCAUGAUGUGGAGUAGUGGGUACUCUUGAGUUGUCUGCCUUCCAGAGAGAAGGAAGCCAUUUCCAUUUAUAAAAUUCAAGCAGCACUUUGGUUCAGGUGACUCAGAAGCCAAUUCUGUCCUUUUAAUACACUGAGUAUAGGAGAUUCGGAGACAUAUCCCAGGUCACAGGAGCAGGGGAGGUGGGACACAAAAGCACGGGAGCUUUGAGACUAGGACCCGACGAGACACCCAGUAAGCCCCUGGCCCCAACAUGGGCAACUGACAACAGGACCACCAUGGCAUGAGUGUACUUCACCCUUUUUACAAAACCACUAAGGGUUGCCUUGACUGUUACUUCUGAUUUAUUUUCCCUUUAAUAGUCCUGCCUGGAUGUCAGUCACCUCUGCCUUUCACAGGGACCCAUAAAGAGGUUUUUUAAUCUCUUGGAGAGGCUUGGCUGUCCUGUCCUCUCCUGAGGGAGGUGAGGCUGGUGUGCCUGACAUGCUUUGCACAAACAGGUGACUUGAUUCUUAGAAAUGAAAUACACCUCCCCAGAUUACCUGUGGGUUGAGAACAAAAGUAAUCCUAGCUGGGGCUUUAGAGAGUCUUCUUUCCUCUUCCUCAGCCUGGUUGGGGUCUCAACAUGCUAACACUCCGAUGGAAUGGGACAGCACCUCCUACUCUGAAAUAGACCCUCUAGCCUCAUCCUUGCCAAAUGUCAGGAUAGAGUUAAACAUUCUGGGCAGCCCCACAUCAGAUUAUCUGUAUUGGUUUGCUUCUCAGCCAUAAAAAUGCAUUUGAAUGCCCUUCUCAAAUUCAAGUUUGCUUUCUCUUAAUUUCCACGGCUAUUUCACAAGGCCUGCAAUGACAGGCUGGCUAAAAUGAGUAGAAGAUGCCAUUAAAAUCCCUUUCAGCAAUUCCAUUAAGGUGGAGACUGGAUUCCAUCCCAGCACUGGGUGACUUGAUCCAACUGGCGGGGAUAUGGAUGGGGAGGAAGGCCAGUGAAAGGAGGACUGUAGAAAUCCCAGAGCAGCGAGGGGGGCUCUAGGGGGUGGGCUCCUCAGGUGUGAAGGCAAGUUUAUGCUCCUCUAGCAUGAAUGAAUUACUUUUUUUAAAUUAAUUUUUAUUGGAAUAUAGUUGCUUUACUAUGCUGUAUUAGUUUCUACUGUAUAGAAGAAUGAAUUGGCCAUACAUAAAUUACUUUCAUCUUCUAUGGAACUGUCAUGCAAAGGCAAGCUUUCUUUGGGGAGCAAAGAAAAGGCUUCUGAUACUCUGCCUUUAUUUUUGAGGCUGUGGCUGGUCUUAUGGUACAGUUUAGCAAACCUAGACCUUGCUUACGAGGGCUCCCUGCUUGAUGCUGGGGUGUUGACAUAGGGAACCCAAUGACCCCAGGUCACCUUGGUGAAUGGAGACAGCUGGAGCACUCCUCUGCCCCCUCCAGGGCCAGUUUCCAGGUUCUCUGUGGCUCCCUGGGUCAGGCCACUGGCUCAGGCCCUUUUGAUGAUGAGGUCUUCUGGAAUAGUUCUGAAUCUCUGCCUUAUAGGCUCCGAAAGAGGCUUUGAAAAACUAUAGAGGAUGGGCCAACUCUCCUGACAGAUGGAUGUAGUGUGACCAUGUAAGAGUUUGCUAGCUUAUAGGCAGAACUUGAACAUCCAAAGGGUCUAGGCAGCCUUUCUGUAGCUCUCUUGGGGCAUGCUGCAUGGAGGUCAAACCAUCACUAACAGGGACCUGGAAUCAGGGGUGCAUGAUUCCUGUGUAGUCUGAUCGGGCUCAACAGCCCCCACAGACAUAGCACAGGUGACCCUGCUGACACUGGCUUUGAGGUCUUCUCUUCUCCUUCAUGCCCAUGUCAGGCCACCCCAGUCACCUUCCAGUUGGCAGGACCCACUAACACGCUGCCAUUUUUCUAAAGAGUGUGCCUGGUCUGGAGCCAUCUGGUCUCUUCAGUGUGACCUUGCAGGACUGUGCUCUGCUCAGUGGGGGCUUGGUGUCACUGUGUCACUUUUCGAGUACAUUCUUGUGACGCUCAUCUUCACCUGCUGGGCAGGUACCCUCCUGCCUUCCUUUAACACCCCCAAGUAUGCGCAUUAAAACUUCACAUGCUGGAACUAACAUCUCGUAUAAACCAGAACUGAAUCCAUCAAGGCCAAGAUAUAACCGAAGGUGACAUUCUGCUGAACAUGAAACCAUUUCUUUUAUGUAUAAACUGGUAGAAGAAAAUGUUUAGUAACCACACACCUGCUUGUUUUGAGUUCAGUUCUAGAACGAACAGAUUUGCUUAUUUAAGGAACAAAGGCAACCACGUGGGUCAGAUGAAAAACAUUUGGAAAGACAGACCUGAACAAAACGAGGCGCUUUUAGGAUGGAAGUACAUCCUCUAUAAAACCUUCGCUGAUGGAGUUCCAAAACCUCUAUAGAAAACUUACCUUUGAAUAAAGUAUCUCUAAUACUGGGUGGUUUUGCCCAUAAUUUGCAAAAAGGCAUCAGGAGGAGUUUUCAGAGUCUAGGAUGGAGGUGGGUGUGCCUGCCGGGACUUGACCUGACCCACAGCCCUUAGUUUUACUUUUCGUCAGCUGUGUCUGUUGUUAGUCUUCUUUGUGCUUGACUUCAAGACUGCAAUUAUGUCCAAAGGAGUCCUAUAUUUAGAGCCUGAAUCUUGGAGCCCAAAGGAGCCUGGGAGCUCCCUCCUCUGACCUCUCACCCAUGGAGCAAUCUUUCUUGCUUCAUCCUGACAGCAACUAAGGCCUGGCACUUCCCAGCUUGACCAGGUCCAUGUUUGCACAACUCUUAUUCUUAGAAUUCUGUCUGUGGAGCUGAAAUCUCAACUCGAGUAAUGUUCAUUUGUUGAUCCAAGUUCUGCUUUUCGAAACUCUGAAAAAAAUGUGCAUUAUCUUGGUCUUGAAAUGAGCUCACAAACUGGGAGGAAAAAAGCCUAUGUACAAACCAGGUGCCUUAAGCUCCAGGGCUAUCUGGAAAGGAGGGAAUGAAAAGCAUGUGGCUGGUAGAGGAAAUGAAUGAAGCUGGAGCCCUGCUCUGGGAGAAGGUAGCACAGUGGCACUCCUGGGGGCAGGGCAGUGAGAAGGAGCCCCUGCCCGAAUGCUGUCGGUGGUGAACUGAUAAGGGUGGCGAUAAACUGAAAAACAGAACCUGAGUCAUUCUGUUUCUUUUACUGUCAUCAGACAAGCUGAUGUGCUCAGACAAAAAGUCCCUCGCCUUGAUAUCUCCUCUGCCUAUCCUGAAAGUGAACCUUUUAGCAGGAGUUUAAUGGGAUUUCUCAGUUGUUGUUUCUUCCCUCCCACUUUUGGAGGAGAAGUGUUUAUUUUUUUAAAAAAAUGCUUUUCUAAACAAAUGCUGUUUGCUUUAGCAUAUUGUCUAUGUUAAGUGCUCAUGGGGAAGCCACAGGGCAUCAUUGUCAGUGUGGACCUAACGGGAGGAGGAAAGGAGGCUUAGAAGGAGGCAGAUGUCAGAUUCAGGCCUAGACCUCGAAUCUUACUAACCACCAGCCUCUCCACCAGCUCCGAGCUCCACUGAGAACCCUCCUCCCUCUGUCAUUUCGCAGGUCCACAAAGAUGAGCUGUUUUUCUCACCUUUCUUUGCCCAUGACAAACACAACCCCAGACCCGGUGGCAGCAAAGGUGCCACAGAAAGCGUCCCCACCUCCUGGGGAAGAGACCCCCAGAGUUCCUUCAUGGGCUGGGCCAGGGGCGGCUGUGUUCACCACCCUGACUAAGGACUCCGUGGAUCCUGUGCCCUCCAGGAUGGGGUUCUUGGGCCACCUGUCCUUCACCUUGACCUUCCUUCCAAGGGCGACCAGGCUGGCUUGUCUCCAAGGAGCGAAUUCAUUGGGGCCAAUCCCAACCCCCACAACCCCUUCUCCCUAUUCCACACUUCUACCCCGGGCCCCCGUCCAGGGCGGCUCUGGGGAAAGCGAGGCCCUGGCCGGCCCGCCAACAGGGCUCUUGCCCGGCUUUUAAAAUGGAGUAAAAAACCCUUGUCUUUUCCACCGGGGCGGAUGCUGACUCUGCAGGCCUGGGGCCCUGGGUGACGUUUGCACUGUCCCUGCCAAGUGGCGGGGACACACCUGCUUUCAGUUGUAGAUAUGGUUGAGGGUCCGGCGGAGGCUGCCUGGUGGUUUUCGUGCACGUCGGGAACCCUACAUUCUGAAUGGUUGGAAGAGAAGAGCACUGGCCGGCCUCUCAAGCGCGCGCUCGCGUAGGUGCGGGCUGGGCAGGGGCGCUCCGCUGCGCAUGCGCAAAGGCCACCUGCUGCCGCCGCCGCCCGCGCCGAGGUUACUACCGGUCAACGCUCGCGGGUAACCUCGGCGGCCGCGCCGUGCUUGGCUGCCCGCCGGGCGCUGUAGCUAAGCGGUAGCUGUUGCUAAGCGCGAACAGAGGAUGCCAAGCUGCUAGGUCCGGAUGCUGCGGCCUCUCUGAGCGGACCGGGCCGCCCUCCCCAGACCCUGCCCUGUGCACAUCGGAUGCCGAGCCUGAGUGCCACACGGCUCCAGACCAAAUCCGACAAACACCUGGGCCUAGAAAAUCAGAGAACCUUUCCAUAGCCUAAUUUUACCCUGGAGACGUCACUAACAUGCAUCCGAUGAAUGGGAUUCCUUUUUACCCAUGAUUAUUAUUUUGAUGUCUAUUUAAGCAUAAUUGGGAGACUUCACUGGGAUAGAAAUAGCACAUAGAUAUUUAGAAAGACCAUCUUGAGGGAAACUGGCUGGCUUCCUUGUGUAGUGUCUUCCUCCUCGAGGCUUUCCUCAGAAUGGGGAAGCUUCAUGAGUUUUCCGGACUUCUGUUGAAAGUGGAAGGUAGGGCCAUGAGGCCAGGUGCGUGAGUUUCCUGUGAGACACCCACAUCCGAAUCCUUGUGAAUCAUUCUUGUUUUGCUUUGUUUUAGAUUCACCCUGUAGGUGAGACAGUGAGAAGCAGGGCCUCCUGCUUUGGGCCGGGCAGACUGAGCAGUCAGCGUUUUAAAAUGAGCAGGGUGGUUCUUGGAAUCCUGAGGUUCUGCUUAGGAAUCCAAGGGGCAGAUUGAGUAAGGGGGCUGGAAUCCAGAGUGUCAGCUCCCAGGCUGCUGCUCCCCACUCCCUGGUGACUCACUUCCACCCUGGGUGGGUUUGUGAGGAGAAACAGCAGCUGAACUUUAUGUGUGCUUCCUGGAGCAUACACGUGUACAUUGUGUGUGAAUCCAUUCAUGUGAUCAUAAAUAUAAACAUGAUCUACAAGUUGGGCUCCAUUCCAGAGCCUUGAAGGCCAGAGAUGCCUUGGUAGAAGCAGAGGUGCCAUGCUUUGCCCCUCCCUGAGGACCAGGGCCUUCCCUGGACACCUGGCCAGUUUGGUUCCUCUGUGCUGAAUUUAGGAUACAAGACCCUUUUGAAGGGCAUUUCUGGAAAGUUCAACAGUGGAGAGCUGGUGGCCAUCAUGGGUCCUUCUGGGGCUGGGAAGUCCACACUCAUGAACAUCCUGGCUGGAUACAGGGAGACCGGCAUGAAGGGUGAGGUCCUCAUCAACGGGCUCCCUCGGGACCUGCGCUGCUUCCGGAAGGUGUCCUGUUACAUCAUGCAGGAUGACCUGCUGCUGCCACACCUGACCGUGCAAGAGGCCAUGAUGGUAUCCGCACACCUCAAACUCCAGGAGAAGGACGAAGGAAGAAGGGAGAUGGUCAAGGAGAUCCUGACGGCCCUGGGCCUUCUGUCUUGUGCCAACACGCGGACCGGCAGCCUCUCGGGCGGCCAGCGGAAGCGACUGGCCAUUGCGCUGGAGCUGGUGAACAACCCUCCCGUCAUGUUCUUCGAUGAGCCCACCAGUGGCCUGGACAGCGCCUCCUGCUUCCAGGUUGUCUCCCUGAUGAAGGGGUUGGCCCAGGGUGGCCGGUCCAUCAUCUGCACCAUCCACCAACCCAGUGCCAAGCUCUUCGAGCUGUUCGACCAGCUUUAUGUCCUCAGUCAAGGACAGUGUGUGUACCGAGGGAAAGUCUCAAACCUUGUACCGUAUUUGAGGGACUUAGGUCUGAAUUGCCCAACCUACCACAACCCGGCCGAUUUCGUCAUGGAAGUCGCGUCCGGCGAGUACGGCGACCAGAACGGCCGCCUGGUGAGAGCGGUCUGGGAGGGCAAGUGUGACUCUGACUGCAGGAGAGAGCCUGGGGGCGAUGCCGAGGUGAAUCCUUUUAUUUGGCACCGGCCCUCUGAAGAGGUAAAGCAGACAAAACGAUGGAAGGGGUGGAGAAAGGACUCCACUUCCAUGGAAGGCUGUCACAGCUUCUCUGCCAGCUGCCUCACCCAGUUCUGCAUCCUCUUCAAAAGGACUUUCCUCAGCAUCAUGAGGGACUCGGUCCUCACGCACCUGCGGAUCACGUCCCACAUCGGCAUCGGCCUCCUCAUUGGCCUGCUCUACCUGGGGAUUGGGAACGAAGCCAAGAAGGUCCUGAGCAACUCCGGCUUCCUCUUCUUCUCCAUGCUCUUCCUCAUGUUCGCGGCCCUCAUGCCCACCGUCCUCACAUUUCCUCUGGAGAUGAGCGUGUUUCUCCGAGAACACCUGAAUUACUGGUACAGCCUGAAGGCCUACUACCUGGCCAAGACCAUGGCAGACGUGCCCUUUCAGAUCAUGUUCCCCGUGGCCUACUGCAGCAUCGUGUACUGGAUGACGUCCCAGCCGUCUGACGCUGUGCGCUUCGUCCUGUUCGCGGCACUGGGCACCAUGACCUCCCUGGUGGCGCAGUCCCUGGGCCUGCUGAUUGGAGCUGCAUCCACGUCACUGCAGGUGGCGACCUUCGUGGGACCCGUCACGGCCAUCCCUGUGCUCCUCUUCUCAGGGUUCUUCGUCAGCUUUGACACGAUCCCCACCUACUUGCAGUGGAUGUCCUAUGUCUCUUACGUCAGGUAUGGGUUUGAGGGGGUCAUCCUCUCCAUCUACGGCCUCGACCGGGAGGACCUGCACUGUAACACCAACGAGACGUGCCAUUUCCAGAAGUCAGAGGCUAUCCUUCGAGAACUGGACGUGGAGAACGCCAAGCUCUACUUGGACUUCAUUGUCCUGGGGAUUUUCUUCAUCUCCCUGCGUCUCAUCGCCUACCUCGUGCUGAGAUACAAAAUCCGGGCCGAGAGGUAAAGUGCUGCAAAGCCAGAGAGAGGAACAUUGGACACCGUGGCCAUAGGCCACUUCCAGAACCCUUGCGGGCUCAAGGACACAGACCCGCCUGUGGAGCCUGGGGACUACGUCGGGUUGUCAGGCAGCAAACCAGUGCUGGACUUCUCCGCCCCACUGAGUUGGGUCUUCUCUCCAUUACCCUUUCUAGCUAUAACUAGGAAGAAGAUGUAGAAUGGUCUUUCUUUUUCACAUGCAGAAAUUUUUAAAAUACAACCCCUGAGGCAGAAUUUAAAACUGCCACAAAGUGGGUGACAAGAGGCUUCCUCAGCAGAAUUCUUCCUUCUGACCAGGGAGCUCUGGUUCUGCACGAGGAAUGUGGGCAGUUUCCCGGGGCCCCUGGGCAGUCAGAUGUCCAGGGGUGGAAAGGCGAAGCCAAGAGGGACUCCAUCCUGUGACUGGUAUUUUCAUAGUUUCAUCUUUCUACAGUUUGUCUCUUUUUCCAACGAGAAGUCGUUUUCCAAGUCAAAAGUCGAUCAAUUUCAUUCAUUUCCAGAAGCUGUACCUUUUUAGUACUUGGUGAAGAAAAUUAUUCAGGGUAAACCUA
Bubalus bubalis (water buffalo) is the source of this 11422-nucleotide messenger RNA. It is a transcript of the gene ABCG1, whose product is annotated as ATP binding cassette subfamily G member 1. NCBI's taxonomy places the organism in Eukaryota, Metazoa, Chordata, Mammalia, Artiodactyla, Bovidae. Gene Ontology annotation, molecular function: ATP hydrolysis activity; ATP binding; ABC-type sterol transporter activity. Bases 9151 to 10839 code for a protein of 562 amino acids. The transcript is spliced from 14 exons. Gene Ontology annotation, cellular component: plasma membrane. Gene Ontology annotation, biological process: cholesterol homeostasis; transmembrane transport. The record is from RefSeq and is a predicted model, not a curated record.